AAAUUGUGCGGCCAAAGCAAGGUCUGCCGGGUUCAUUUCGCCGCUUCUCCCACCCGGCUGGUCUUUUUUUUGUAGGGAUCUUACCGCAAUGGCGGAACAGCAGCAGCAGUUCUAUCUCCUGCUGGGGGACCUUAUGAACGCUGACAACAAUGUCAGGAAGCAGGCAGAGGAAACCUACGACAACAUCCCGGGCCAGAACAAAAUCACAUUCCUGCUGCAGGCCGUCAGAGAUGCAUCAGCUGCAGAGGAGGUCAGGCAGAUGGCGGCCGUGUUGCUGCGGCGGCUGCUGUCGUCCUCCUUCGAGGAAAUCUACCCGGGCUUGACGCUGGAGAUGCAGACGGCCAUCAAGACGGAGCUGCUGACCAGCAUCCAGCACGAGACGUCGCAGAACAUCCGCAAGAAGGUCUGCGACAUCGCAGCCGAGCUCUGCCGCAACCUCAUCGACGAUGACGGCAACAACCAGUGGCCAGAGGUGCUGAAGUUCCUGUUCGACUCUGUGAACUCGGACAACGUGGGUCUGAGAGAAGCUGCCCUUCACAUUUUCUGGAACUUCCCGGGCAUCUUCGGCAACCAGCAGCAGCACUACCUGGACGUUAUCAAGCGCAUGCUGGUUCAGUGCAUGCAGGACCAAGCCAACCCACAUAUCCGCACCCUGGCAGCUCGGGCCGCCGCCUCUUUUGUUCUGUCCAAUGAAGGCAACACGGCUCUGCUGAAGCAUUUCGCUGACCUGCUGCCUGGAAUCCUGCAGGCGGUGAACGAGUCGUGCUAUCAAGCAGACGACUCGGUGCUGAAGUCCUUGGUGGAAAUCGCCGACACGGCGCCCAAGUACCUGAGGCCCAACCUGGAGGCGACGCUGCAGCUCUGUCUGAAGCUGUGUGCCGACACAAACCUGACCAACAUGCAGAGGCAGCUGGCUCUGGAAGUCAUCGUCACGCUGUCGGAGACGGCGGCGGCCAUGCUGAGGAAGCACACGGCCAUCGUGGCUCAGAGCGUUCCCCAGAUGCUGGCUAUGAUGGUGGACCUGGAAGACGACGACGAGUGGGCCAUGGCCGACGAGCUGGAGGACGACGACUUCGACAGUAACGCCGUGGCCGGGGAGAGCGCUCUGGACAGAAUCGCCUGUGGUCUGGGAGGAAAGAUCAUUUUGCCCAUGAUCAAGCAGCACAUAAUGCAGAUGCUGCAGAACCCCGACUGGAAAUACCGUCACGCUGGACUGAUGGCGCUGUCUGCCAUCGGCGAAGGCUGCCACCAGCAGAUGGAGGCCAUUCUUCAGGAGAUCGUCAGCUUUGUCCUCCUCUUCUGCUCUGAUCCCCACCCGAGAGUCCGUUACGCCGCCUGUAACGCCAUCGGACAGAUGGCCACCGACUUCGCUCCGACCUUUCAGAAGAAGUUCCACGAUAAGGUCAUCUCCGCGCUCCUCCAGACGAUGGAGGACCAGAGCAACCCACGAGUCCAAGCGCACGCCGCCGCCGCCCUCAUCAACUUCACAGAGGACUGCCCCAAGUCGCUGCUCCUCCCCUACCUGGACAGCCUGGUGCAGCACCUCCACGUCAUCAUGGUGGCCAAGCUGCAGGAGCUGAUCCAGAAGGGCACCAAGCUGGUCCUGGAGCAGGUGGUGACGUCCAUCGCCUCGGUGGCCGACACGGCGGAGGAGAAGUUUGUGCCGUACUACGAGCUGUUCAUGCCGUCGCUGAAGCACAUCGUGGAGAACGCCGUGCAGAAGGAGCUGCGGCUGCUGCGGGGGAAGACCAUCGAGUGCAUCAGCCUGAUCGGCCUGGCCGUCGGCAAGGACAAGUUCAUGCCGGACGCCUCCGCAGUGAUGCAGCUGCUCCUCAAGACCCAGACGGACUUCAACGACCUGGAAGACGACGACCCUCAGAUCUCCUACAUGAUAUCGGCCUGGGCCCGCAUGUGCAAGAUCCUGGGGAAGGAGUUCCAGCAGUACCUCCCUGUGGUGAUGGGGCCCUUAAUGAAGACCGCCUCCAUAAAGCCGGAGGUGGCGCUCCUCGACACUCAGGACAUGGAGAACAUAUCGGAGGACGAGGGCUGGGAGUUUGUGAACCUGGGAGAUCAGCAGAGUUUUGGAAUCAAGACGGCGGGCCUGGAGGAGAAGGCCACCGCCUGCCAGAUGUUGGUGUGUUAUGCCAAAGAGCUGAAGGAGGGCUUUGUGGAGUACACGGAGCAGGUGGUGAAGCUCAUGGUGCCUCUGCUCAAGUUCUACUUUCAUGAUGGUGUCAGAGUGGCUGCGGCUGAAUCCAUGCCGCUCCUCCUGGAGUGCGCUCGGGUCCGCGGGCCGGAGUACCUCACCCAGAUGUGGCACUUCAUGUGCGACGCGCUCAUCAAGGCCAUCGGCACCGAGCCCGACUCCGACGUCCUCUCUGAAAUCAUGCAUUCGUUCGCCAAGUGUGUUGAGCUGAUGGGAGACGACUGUUUGAACAAGGAGCAUUUUGAGGAACUGGGUGGCAUCCUUAAAGGGAAACUGGAGGAGCACUUUAAAAACCAGGAGCUCAGACAAGCCAAAAGACAAGAUGAAGACUACGACGAGCAGGUGGAGGAGACGCUGCAGGAUGAGGACGAGAACGACGUUUACAUCCUGACCAAAGUGUCGGACAUCCUGCACUCUGUGUUCAGCAGCUACAAGGAGAAGGUGCUGCCCUGGUUCGAGCAGCUGCUGCAGCUCAUCGUCCAGCUCAUCUGUCCCAACAGACCGUGGGCCGACAGGCAGUGGGGUCUGUGCAUCUUCGACGACGUGAUCGAGCACUGCAGCCCCACCUCCUUCAAGUACGCCGAGUACUUCCUGCGGCCGAUGCUCCAGUCGCUCUGCGACACCAGCCCUGAGGUGCGGCAGGCGGCGGCUUACGGCGUGGGCGUCAUGGCUCAGUACGGCGGCGACCACUACCGGCCUUUCUGCACAGAGGCGCUCCCCCUGCUGGUGGGUGUCAUCCAGGCGGCCGACUCGCGGUCCAAGGAGAACGUCAACGCCACGGAGAACUGCAUCUCCGCGGUGGGGAAGCUGAUGAGGUUCCGGCCGGAGUGCGUCAACGCCAACGAGGUCCUCCCCCAUUGGCUGGGCUGGCUGCCGCUCAAGGAGGACAAGGAGGAGGCCGUGCACACCUUUGACUUCCUGUGUGACCUGAUUGAAAGCAACAACCCCAUCGUCCUGGGGCCCGAAAACUCCAACCUGCCCAAAAUCUUCCUCAUCAUCGCCGACGGCGUCGCCAACGAAUCGGUUAAGAGCGAAGACGCCUGCAGCAAACGGCUCGCUAACGUCAUCCGUCAAGUCCAGGUGUCUGGAGGACUGUGGACGCAGUGUGUCUCCACCCUGAACGAGACGCAGCAGAAAGCCAUCCAGGACCUUCUGAACACUGCCUGAUCCCGGACCCUCGCCCUGUCACCUCCUUUUUUCUGUUCUCCAAGACGCCCAAGAAGAAACGUAGAGCUCCUGGAUCUCCUCCAUACACUCCCCCCCUCCCCCACCCGUUUCUCCCUCCUGCUCCGUAGUGUGUAUGGACGCCAGAUUCCCCCCUCAUCGCCGCCUUCGCCCGACUAACAUGAAGCUCAGCUAACUCCGUGGGGGGGGGGGCAGCAGGUCAGAUCUCCAUGGAGGACAUCGGCCACCAACCUGAAAGACUCUCCUCCUGCACCGGGGAGAUGAUUGUAGAAGCUAAGCUGUCGCCCCGCCUCCUCUUGGAGCCGCUCCCCGACCCGUCUGGCUGCUCCGCCCAGAGGGGCUCCAAGUCGCCCCGUCUAAUUGGACUGAAGAAGCGUGGGACUGGCAGGACAUUAUUCUGGACUGAGCUGCUGAAAAGAAGUGGAAAAUGCACAUCGGGCAAUCACUGCCUAUAUCCUGUGAAAUUUCUUUUUUGUAUUUUUAUUUUUUUUUCUUCUUGUUCCGUGUUUUCCAAGCGUUGGUCGGGAUGUGUUUUAACAUGGCAUGUUACGUGGCUAACUCAAAAUACCAAUGAUCUGUCCAUUCACGCAGUUUUUCUUGGCCUUCACGGGGAAGUUUUUUUGAAACGGUUCUCUGGACCCUUCUGGUAGCAGCUGAAAAGGCGGCGUUGGUUCUCCUACAGAGACUCGGUUCUGUGCUCGGUUAACGCCUCAAAACAACGCGACUGUUUGUAAAGAGGAGAAGGAGCGCAUCCUUAACUCCCAGCCGUCUGGUUUUGACCCGUUGCAGUCCUGCAGAUGUGAAAUGAAAUUCUAGAAACUACCAAUAAAAUUACGUUGAGGACUUCUGA
This is a messenger RNA of Fundulus heteroclitus (mummichog), 4241 nucleotides long. RefSeq names its product karyopherin (importin) beta 3 (gene ipo5). Gene Ontology annotation, cellular component: nucleus; cytoplasm. Gene Ontology annotation, biological process: protein import into nucleus. The transcript is spliced from 26 exons. Bases 89 to 3373 code for a protein of 1094 amino acids. Gene Ontology annotation, molecular function: protein binding; nuclear import signal receptor activity. The record is from RefSeq and is a predicted model, not a curated record. NCBI's taxonomy places the organism in Eukaryota, Metazoa, Chordata, Actinopteri, Cyprinodontiformes, Fundulidae.